AUGGAGAACCGAGCGGUCCAAGAGAUAUUGGAGAAGCAAUUGCUGACAGUAGCGAAGGCGGUGGAGGAAAAGCUUGACGAGGAGAUCGCAGCCCUAGAUCGAGUGGACGAUGACGAUCUGGAGGCGCUCAGAGAGCGGAGGCUUCAGCAGAUGAAGAAGAUGGCGGAGAAGCGCAGCCGUUGGAUCUCCCUCGGCCAUGGCGAGUACACCGAGAUCCCCUCCGAGAAGGACUUCUUCUCCGCCGUCAAGGCCAGUGACCGCGUCGUCUGCCAUUUUUACCGUGAAAAUUGGCCCUGCAAGGUGGUGGACAAGCACUUGAGUAUAUUAGUGAAGCAACACAUGGAGACACGUUUUGUGAAGAUCAAUGCUGAGAAAAGUCCAUUCUUAGCAGAGAAGCUGAAGAUCGUUGUUCUUCCAACCAUUGCCCUUAUUAAGAAUGCCAAAGUGGAUGAUUAUGUGGUCGGAUUCGAUGAGCUUGGUGGGAAAGACGACUUCAGCACAGAAGAACUGGAGGAGAGGUUGGCUAAAGCCCAAGUCAUCUUCUUUGAGGGUGAAUCGUCUCUAAAGUCUAGUGCAAAAACCAGGAGUGUCCGGCAAAGCAGCAACGCGGACUCGUCGGAUUCAGAGUGA
Prunus armeniaca (apricot) is the source of this 630-nucleotide messenger RNA. NCBI's taxonomy places the organism in Eukaryota, Viridiplantae, Streptophyta, Magnoliopsida, Rosales, Rosaceae. The record is from the annotation of a GenBank genome assembly.